CGCACUGGAGGAGCAGAUGUGAGAGGCACACGGUAGGGGCCAGACGCGCCGUGAUAAUUAGCCGCGGAUAUAUUAACGGGAAUAACCGGAUUAUGAGGAUUUGAGGAGGAGAAAUCGCCAGAAUCCGGUGUCAUACAAGGCGAGGGAUUAAGUUAGACAUCUUCACUCCUUCGGUCGGCGUUAUGGGGAUAGACCGGCGGCGGAGAGCAUCCCUGGCUCUCACCUUGAACUUCCUCGCUUUGUUUCUGGCCGUGUCGGCUCUCACCACCAGCUACUGGUGCGAGGGGACGCGGAAAGUGGUGAAGCCGUUCUGCACCGGCCCGGUCACCACCAAGCAGUCGUUCUGCAUCAGGUUCAACAGCUCCAACAUCAACGACACGCGGCUGGUGCAGUACAUCUGGGAGACCGGGGAGGAUAAGUACGUGAUGAGGAAGUUUCACACCGGCAUCUGGUUCUCCUGCGAGCAGAACAUCAACAUGACCGGUGAAAAAUGCAGGAGUUUCCUUUAUGUUGCACCUUCAAAUGAAAGAGGAGUGCUGUGGCUGUGCAUUGUUGCGGAGUGCCUGUACAUCCUCCUGCUGGCCACCGGAGGCAUCCUCAUGUCCUUAGAGGUGUGUCACGUUGGCAAUGUCAUCGACGGCCUGAAGCUCAACGCCUUCGCUGCCAUAUUCACUGUGCUCUCAGGUCUGUUGGGUAUGGUGGCCCACAUGAUGUUCACCACAGCCUUCCAGCUGACUGUCAGUCUGGGCCCAGAGGACUGGAAACCUCAGACAUGGGACUACAGCUGGUCGUACAUUUUGGCGUGGAGCUCCUUCACAGCCUGCAUGGCGUCCUCAGUCACCACCAUCAACCGCUACACCAAAACCAUUCUGGAGUUCAAGCACAAGCGCAGGAACAUUGAGAAGAACCUGAAGAUCAAGCAGAAGCUGCUGGAGCUGGACUCUCCAGAGCAGGUGUGGGACAUGUACAUCAGCUCAGUGCCGAGCACUGCGGAGGAGCUGCUGGAUCUGUCGUCCAAUGGUCGCAAACUCUCCAACACCUCCAUCUUCCUGGACCUCAACGACCUGCCCGACCCACAGGGAGAGGAGUACUGCUAGAGGAGUAGCGUGUAGCAUUUUCAAACAUCAGCAGGUCAUCGUCAUGUUCACUGUGAUACAAUAAUAUAAUUACUGUAAACAAAAUGAGACCAUGGUUGAGAGCUGUGGUGAUUUGUUACUCCGCUACAAGCUGAAUAGCACACAUAUAUGACAUACUAUAAAGGUAAAGUGGCUAACAGGUUAGCAAGCAGUUUCAACAUCUAGCAGAUACGGAGCAACAUUACCAGUAAUUUGGAGUCGUGUUUCUGGCCACCUGAUAAAUCUAAGUCCAAUAUUCAUUCAUUCAUUCUUUUGGUCUUUCUGGAAACAGCUGGUGGAAACCUGCUGCUGGAAACAGGGUCGAUGAGAGGAGUGAGACUGAACCAAACCAUAAAGUUACUGACCCUAAAACCGAACUACUGAGUCGGGUUGUAAUUCUCUGUGGGUUUGGUACUACCAGCAACACUUUUCACAUUACACAUAGUCAAUUAAAGGUCCGGUGUGUACGAUUCAGUGGCAUAUAGAGGUGAAAUUGCAGUUUGCAACCAUUUUAAUACCGCUCGCCUCACCCUCCCCUUCCAAGCGUGUAGGAGAAAUUAAGGUGGCCACGAAACUCACGAAAAACACGAACAGCCCUGUCUAGAGCCA
Siniperca chuatsi (mandarin fish) is the source of this 1724-nucleotide messenger RNA. RefSeq names its product gsg1-like 2b (gene gsg1l2b). The transcript is spliced from 5 exons. The coding region runs from base 183 to 1097 and encodes 304 amino acids. Lineage: Eukaryota; Metazoa; Chordata; Actinopteri; Centrarchiformes; Sinipercidae. The record is from RefSeq and is a predicted model, not a curated record. Gene Ontology annotation, cellular component: plasma membrane.